AUGGACGAGUGGUGUCUCUCUUCCCAGAGCUGUCUGCCCAGAUCCGGCCGCUGCCUCGCUUCAGAGCCGGCCGCCGGAGGAGCCCCUGCGGCUCACAGCUAUGAGACCCUGGCGGUGUCCCGGGCGCGGGAGAAGGUGCUCCACGUGGAGCUGAACCGGCCAGACAAGCGGAACGCCAUGAACGCAGCGUUUUGGAGGGAGAUGGUGGAGUGUUUCAGCAAGAUCGCCCAGGACCCGGAGUGCCACGCGGUGGUGGUGUCGGGCGCUGGGAAGCUGUUCACUGCCGGCAUUGACCUCAUGGAGAUGGGCAGCGUGUUCGUGAUGAUGGAGGGGGACGACACGGCCCGCAAGGCGUGGAACAUCCGCCGGAAGAUCCGGGAGUAUCAGGAGACCUUCAGCGUGCUGGAGAAGUGCCCGAAGCCCGUGAUCGCCGCUGUCCACGGAGCCUGCAUCGGAGGAGGCGUAGACCUGAUCUCUGCCUGCGACAUCCGGUACUGCACGCAGGACGCCUGGUUCCAAGUGAAGGUGCGUGGCGGAGGGCGGGCGGCAGACGUGGGCCCCCUGCAGCGCCUGCCCAGGAUCAUCGGGAACCGGAGCCUGGUGAACGAGCUGGCUUUCACCGCCCGCAGGAUGCAGCGGCCUGGUCAGGACUCAGGUCCCAGCCCAGCCACAGGGAGGCAGUGGCCAGCACUGGGCGUCAGGACAGCGGGGGGCUAG
Molecule: messenger RNA, 717 nt
Organism: Pelodiscus sinensis (Chinese soft-shelled turtle)
Lineage: Eukaryota; Metazoa; Chordata; Testudines; Trionychidae
Source: RefSeq, a predicted model, not a curated record